Molecule: messenger RNA, 1148 nt
Organism: Yamadazyma tenuis ATCC 10573
Lineage: Eukaryota; Fungi; Ascomycota; Pichiomycetes; Serinales; Debaryomycetaceae
Cellular component (GO): mitochondrion
Source: RefSeq, a predicted model, not a curated record
AGUGUUAUCACAUAUUUUGCAUCCACGCACCACGGCCACGAUGCUUAGGCGGUUCAUGUCCACGAAGUACAAGUUCUAUGACUUGGUGGUGGCCACGCCGACCCGGCCCCAACAACCAAUAGAAGCAUCUCUCAUGAAAGCCAAAGACUUGCGCAAACUCAGAGCAGCAACAAAAGUCACGUUUGAAGGAAAAUAUACUCUCGACGAACUGCCACAAGAACGUAUCGAGAAGAUCUUUGGGGGGAGAAUCAGAGGUGAUACGCGGACCAGCUCGAGCCGGCUCACGAGAGGUCAACCACGAAAUAUAGCAGGUGUGAUGGUACCUGACAAGCCACCCGAACCUGAUAAUUGUUGUAUGAGUGGGUGUAUUAACUGUGUCUGGGAAAUGUACAGAGAUGAUGUCAAGGAGUGGAAUGAGAAGAGGUUCGAAGCAGCUGCUAAAAUCAACGAACAGGGUGGAGAUUUCAUAUGGCCUCAUGAUUUCCAUCCUCCUGUGCAGCAUUUAGGCGAAAGUCAUAUACCUGAAGAGUUCAAGGAGCAAAAGAAGGAUGGGUCAGCCGAGGGAAGAGAUGAUGAUACUUGGAGCAAUGUGCCUGUGGCGAUCCGGGUGUUUGCGGAGGCAGAAAAGAAGAUCAAGGCCCGGAAGAAGCAGCGGGAAGCUGGAGAUGAGGGAAGAUGAAGACUAGAAGAUGAAGUUAAAGAUGAAGUUAAAGAUGAAAACUAGAAGAUAAGACAAUCAGGAAGAGAAGAGUUUCAUGAUCCACUCACGAAAUUCACUUACUACAUCACCGGCCCAGUAGACUGGGUCUUAUCCGUCAAUAGACUGUAUAUUUAUUAUAACACAUUACUCGUCCAAGUCAAUUCCCUUGCUCUUGUAGAACUCCCUGGCCUCGUCUAUCUGCACCAACAACUCCUUAUACUUCUCGGGCUUGUCCUUGAAGGAAAAUACCCGGUACCCCAAUACUGCCAACGAGUAGGAUCCCAAUGAAACAACGGCCCAGAGGGGUAAAUAAGGCAAGAUUUCCUGGUGGAAAAGCUGGGGGCUGGGAAUUACCUUGGCCAACAAUGCAAAGUACACGGCACCCACCGCAGACAACGCCAAUAACGUCUCUGUAGCUUUUGUCAUUUUGGAGAAUAUGAAUUGACGU